AAACACCGAUCUGAGUAAUCAGGUUAAUCAACUUUGACCUUUGGUCUAGAUUAAUGUGAUCUGUUAAGUCCGCCAUUUUGAGCCGUGCGAGGGUGUCUUUCCUAUUCAAUUUGAGGAGACCAUUUUCAACUUACUUUUACCAUUUAUCAACUCUGGACAAUUUUGAUAGACAGGACAAAAAAAUGGAUGAGCCAAGCACCUCUACUACUACAAGUAGACAAUCUGGGAAUGAGACAACAAGCAGCGAGGACAGAGGGACGUUUCAUUUACCUGACGGAGACACAAGCAUCGUGAAAUCCACAGCGCCCGACAAGGAAACUUCGCCACAGGCCCAUACAGGACACAAGGACACGCCUAAAGCACAAGACGUUAUAAAAUCACCCAAUGGACAUGUUUGUGGUGAGUGUGGGUACAGGGCGGCCCAUAGAGCUCACCUUGUCGUGCAUAUGAGAAAACAUACAGGAGAGAGACCCUUUAAAUGUGACCAGUGUGACUAUUCUGCCGCAUACAAGGGCAGUUUAAAUCAGCACAAGUUGAGACACACUGGGGAAAAACCUUUCAAGUGUGAUCAGUGUGAUUAUUCUGCUACACAAAAGGGCACUUUAGAUCUGCACAAGGUCACACAUACCGGAGACAAACCCCACAUGUGCUGGAUGUGCGGACACAGGACAGCCAACAGGUCUCACCUCAUUAUACAUCUUAGAAAACACACAGGUGAGAAACCUUACAAAUGUGACCAAUGUGACUAUUCAACCGCACAGAAGGCCAGUUUGGAUAAGCAUUUGUUUAAACACAAUGGGGAAAAGCCCUACAUGUGCGGGGAGUGCGGAUACAGAACGAUAAAUAAGUCUAUGCUAUCAGUGCAUAUGAGAAAACAUACAGGAGAAAGACCAUAUAAGUGUGACAAGUGCGACUAUUCUGCUGCACGGAAAAGUACGUUGGAACAACAUGACAUGGCGAAACACACUGGUGAGAAGCCUUACGUGUGUGGGGAGUGCGGAUACCGGACGCCUAAGAAAAGUAAGCUAACUGCCCAUAUGAAAAGACAUAGGUGUGACAAAAAGUCUGCAGCUUCUACCACUGCGGAUAGUUCGCACCAGUCAAAUUAAAUAUAGUUCGCCUCGUCGCAAAGUAAUAUAUUAUUAUUAGAUUUAUUAGGUGAAACAUUUAAAAAUGUUCAUGUAGAUAAGUUAUCCCAUGCACACAUGCUACGUCCAUGUCUUACUAGUAAGGCCAUGUUGAUUUGAUUAUAUGGAUGACAUCCGCGCGCGCAUGAAUUUUCGG
Messenger RNA from Branchiostoma belcheri (Belcher's lancelet), 1284 nucleotides. Its product is annotated as zinc finger protein 239-like. Gene Ontology annotation, biological process: central nervous system development; regulation of transcription by RNA polymerase II. The record is from RefSeq and is a predicted model, not a curated record. The coding region runs from base 183 to 1109 and encodes 308 amino acids. Gene Ontology annotation, molecular function: DNA-binding transcription factor activity, RNA polymerase II-specific; RNA polymerase II cis-regulatory region sequence-specific DNA binding. NCBI's taxonomy places the organism in Eukaryota, Metazoa, Chordata, Leptocardii, Amphioxiformes, Branchiostomatidae. Gene Ontology annotation, cellular component: nucleus. The transcript has 2 exons.